Messenger RNA from Acromyrmex echinatior (Panamanian leafcutter ant), 2314 nucleotides. RefSeq lists its product as uncharacterized. The record is from RefSeq and is a predicted model, not a curated record. NCBI's taxonomy places the organism in Eukaryota, Metazoa, Arthropoda, Insecta, Hymenoptera, Formicidae.
UAUGGAGAUCGUCGCGAAAGGUUAAAAAUGGGUACAUGUAAUCCUUAUUUUUAUCGAAAAAUAUGCGAAGCGCAAAUAAAUACAGUGUGAAUGCGAGUGUUGUGAUAAUACGUCGGGAAUAUACCGAGAUAUCAGGAUCGCCGAAAAACGAUGUAAAACCAACUCAUCCUACUUGAUAGAGAAAUCAAUGGAAAUAUAUGGAAAAAAACAUCAAACCAAACGAUUAAUUAUGGAUUUAACUGAGGAAGAUGUUGAUAUCAUUAGCAUAAGUAGUCAAGAAGGAACACAAAAUCAAACCAUGGACAACAAUAAAUAUGCGAGUCCAGAACGACAAGAAGUUAGCGUGGAAAAAAGAUCCCCAGUUCUCACCACAAAUCGUGGAAUUAACAGGGUUCUUUACUACCCAACCUUGGAAAUUAAAGAAGAACAGGAGACUAUCCACAAAAAACACUCUGAAAACAACGAAAAUGAUGAAGUUGAGAAAGACAUACCUUUUCUAGAAUAUCAAUCUAAAAAUACUCAACAGGAGAAACAACUAGUACAGUCACCACUUACGAAAGAAAUAGAAAAUUGGAUUAAUAUACAAAAAUCAAAGUCAAAACAGAUCGAAAAUUUAAAAGCGAUUUAUCCAAAUUUGGUAGAGUUAUUGAGUAACAGUAACGAUCUUAAAAUUAUGAAUAAAACUCUUGAGCCCAUAAAUAAGUUAAUUAAUCACAAUAAUAGCGGGAACGAGGAAGUUACGCGUCAAUUUGAUCUAGAUACAAUUAAGUUGGAUAAAACUACCAUAAAUCCUAUAGAAAGCGAGAUAGGUAAUAUUAGACAUAAGGUAUCACAAAAAAAUACAUGUACCACAAAACAAAUAGGUAAUAAGAAUAAAGUAAAUAAUUGUAAAAUUGUGGUAGUUCAAUCACAAAGGUAUGGCAAGAUAGUUAGAAGAUUCAUAAAAAUGAACAAUAGAACUUUAAAAUACUUUGGUUUAACGAAUUUUCCUUUGCAGACAGACAAAAAGUUCCAAAUUAAUGUAAUUCGUAGACUGAAGCGUAAGCAAAAAGUAACGUUAAAUAGGGCUAAUCAAUUAGCGAAAAAGGCGAUACGCAAAUGUGUUACAAAAUCACUAGCCGCAACACGAAAAACGGCUAGACGACAAUCCAAAUCUAUUCCAACUACAGAAGAAAAAAAUGAAACCAAGAUAAAUAAUAUACGAAGGACGAUGGAGACUUCGUCAGAAACAAGUUCGAGCGACAUCGGACGACAGCUAGAAAAGGACGAAAAGACACUACUGCAAAAACUUAAGAACGAAUUGAAAAUUAAAGAGGAAAUUUUACUGCGGAUAAAACGCAUAAAAUACAUGCGCGAAAUUACACAACAACUGGAAAAGGAAAAUAUUAGAUAUAAAGCAGUCGAUAAACAGACAGGACAACAGUUGGAGAUUACCAGGACAAUUAACAGGUACAAUCAGUUAAAAAAUGAAAGUACUGAGUAUGGGGACAAUUUGGUUAUCAAGGAUCAAGCAGAAUGUGACCCAAGUCAUGUAAAAAUCAAAGAUUUAAGACCAGAAGGCUAUCAUGGACCACAAAUAUUUCAAACAAAGUACGACUUAAUGGAGGAUCGUUUAACGAGACGUGUUGGUAUGGUGCAUACAAAUGACAGCACUCAGCAAGUGGAACAAUUACCAGCAGUUAAAAUUAAAUCGUCCACACCCGGAAUGGCAGACGAGAAUAAAAAAGAAUUGUCCGGAAAGAAAAGGAAAAUAUCAUUUUCCGAAUCCAAUUUUAUGGAGGAAGUGCAAACACUGAACGAAAAAAAGAAAAAGAAGGAAAAGAAGAACAAAAUUUCGAGUGAAGCAUUGAAAAAUGCAACUGCAAGUCAAACACGAGGAAGCGAUGGCAAGCUAAUAGAAGAACAAACCGCAACAUCCACAAAUAAACAAACAAACAAUAAACCAAAAAUCAUAUCCAUUGAAGGUAUUAAUCUCAUUCCCAAAAAUCUACAACAAGAGUCGAGCUUCGAAAAACAAACUCUCACCGUCCAAGUAACGAAAUUGCCGGCUUUGAAUCCGACGUCGACCGCAUUGUUACCACAUUAUCCACAUUGUCGAUCAGAAGAAUCAGAAAUUGGAAAUCAACUACCGGAGAGCCAGCCAGCAGAAUCUGCAGUGGAGUCACAGAAUUAUAAACCACAAAUUAUAAACAAUAAUCAGGCGACGGCGACAUCUUCUAAAGAAGGCAUGGAGAAGCAGAAUGUCGAACAAAUUGUGGACAAUAACAGUUCCCAAGAAUAUUGACCGUAAGAAAGCUGAAAAAUGUGAUAGAAA